Ahaetulla prasina is the source of this 2960-nucleotide messenger RNA. It is a transcript of the gene GREP1, whose product is annotated as glycine rich extracellular protein 1. The transcript has 18 exons. NCBI's taxonomy places the organism in Eukaryota, Metazoa, Chordata, Lepidosauria, Squamata, Colubridae. The record is from RefSeq and is a predicted model, not a curated record. Bases 32 to 1042 code for a protein of 336 amino acids.
AGGCUUUGCAAAGGGACUGCAGCAUUUCACAAUGGCCAGGUUGAAUCUCUGUCUUAUGCUUCUGCUCCUGUGUUUGACCAGGUGCAGCCUCCAGGGAGGAGUGAAACCUCAAGUAAGUGGCCAUGGAGGAGGUUACUUUUCAUCUCUUACAAGAGGUGCAGGAGCCCUUCAGCCAGGAGCUGGAAUGGGACUGGCUGGAGCCAAAGCUGGAAAAUACUCUGCCUUUGGGGCUCAGGGGCUUUCUGCAGGAGUAGGAAUUCAAAAUGGAUUUGGGGCUGGACGAGGUUUUGGGGGCAAACCAGGAAAGCCAGGUUACAGAAUGCCAGCUGAAUAUGGAACUGGCUUCAGAGGUGUUGGUUAUCCCCAUCAAGGUCUCCCCUUGGGAGGUCUUGGAGCACGAGGCAAGCCUUCCAAACCAGGAUAUAUGGUCGGUGUUGGAGCUGGAAGCUUCCCAAGCAAUGGGAUGCAGAAUGGAUAUGGCAAUGGCUAUGGAGCUGGAGGCAAUGGAUUCCCUCUUGCUGGAGCUCAGCCAGGUGCCCAGAUUCCAUAUGGCGGUCAGCUGGGUGGUCCAGUUGCUGCUGCUGCUGCUGCCUCCACCAAGUAUGGAGGGGCUGGGCAACUUCCAUACAGAGGACAACCACAGCAACCAGAAGCUACCGGCCUGGGAGAUUAUAGUGCUGGCAGAUAUGGAGACCCUAGCCAGCUGCCUUAUGGUGCUCAACCUGCUGGUCUUGGAGUGGAAGGUAAAGCAGGACCAUUUGGUGGGCCACAAGUAGGAUAUGAAUCCCAGCCUGCCCAGGCGAUGGGGUUGAAUGGAAAUGGAAACGGACUAGGAUAUUUGAACAGUAGAGAUCUUCAAGCUAACGGACUGGGGGCAGCUGCAUAUGGUCCUCUUGCUGCAGGGCAAGCCCCAGGAGGGUACGGCAGUCUGCUAGGCCCUGGACAGCCACUAGGAGGAUAUCGAGGGAAGGAAUCAAAGUACGGCAUGAAUGGCUACAUGGGAAAUGGCUAUAGAGGUCGCUGCUCUUCUGGAAAAUGCUGAAAGACAAUACUGCUCUGCAGAACUUCCUACAGCAAGAUCUGACAUCUAGGCAAUCUUUGGUGCUAAGUUUAAAGACCAACAACUGCGUUCCCAAUAUAAAUGGCUGUGUCUUUUUCCUUCUGUAUGUUUUAUUUUGUCAUUAGAAAUGUUUCAUUUUUUUAAAAAAAAAGUGUGAAAAACAUUGCAUGUUAGUUUUUAAAGCUUUGGUCAACAAUAUUUUCUGAGGACUAAUAUUAUGUUUGCAACAUAUUACAUAAAGUUUGAGAAGUUAGAAACUGCUCCCCCCCACCUCCCCCAAGACAUACCCUGUGAAUUCCACAGAUUAGGAGGCAUUCUAGAGAUGUUUUUCAUCUAAUUAUGUGUCUGGAGGCCCAGACAUCAAUCAAUGUCUUUUUACAUCAGAAUAAAUCCACCAUUCUCAAUGUCUUGCAUACUUGCGGUGUCCUUGUUCACAAAAACAAACUGCAUAUUUGUGUAUAUUUUUUAAAAAUCCCACUGAAUAUCUUCCAUUGCUACGGGUUCCAUAAACUAAGUACAUUAUGCAGCAUUUUGAUCCUUUUCUCAUGCUAAAAUUGAUACUAUGGAAUCUAGAAAUUGAUUUAAAAAAUAAGUUGAAAAUAUGGAUGAAUGUUGGCAUCUUCAGAUCAAUUAUUGGAUGAUAAAUCGUUAUUUCUUACACUACGGAUAAAUAUUAUUUGCUUACAUUAAAGGAUAAAUAUUUAUAUCUAUUGCCAUCAUAAUUUGAACUAUUAGCAUUUUCAGCUUCAGAAUUACUUAAAUGAUUAGAAAAGAUUAUUAAAUCUUAUAAGAUAAAUAAGCCCAUAAUUAGUCUUUAUACAUACUGUUUAUUAAACAAUCAUUUUGAUAUGCACAUUUUAAAAAGGAAUUGGAAACUCCUAUUUUAUCUAGUAGAAAAAUAGGGACCAUCUUUGUGGGAAGGUAAUAGUGUUCCAUGCGCCUUUGGUGUUGAGUCAUGCUGGCCACACGACCACAUGGCCACAUGACCACUUCAGACAGUGCUGGCUCUUCGGCUUUGAAACAGAGAUGAGCACCGCCCCUAGAGUCGGAAACGACUAGCACGUAUGUGCGAGGGGAACCUUUACCUUUUUAUUUUAUCUAAACAAUAGGAAACCAUCUUAACCUUUAUAUCAAAAAUGUCAAUAUGGUCGAUCUAAUUUAUAAAAUAUUUACAGAAACAUUCCGUACUUAUUUACCCCACUGCAUUUGUACAGAAAAGGAAUAGAUAAUAAGUAAUUUCAUUAUGGUAGAGACGAAAUGCUUCAUUAAAACAGGUUUUUCCAAUGUUCUAAAAUGUUUAUAGCCUAGGAAUAUGUCAUCACACAUGAAUUUGUGUCAGAGACAGAAUUUAAUACUUCCAUACAACUGUAUUCUUUUGAUCAAUAUACUUAUUAUAUGGCAAUAGAUGGCUGGACAACAUAUCUCAUGCCUUUCUUAUUGCAGAGACAUAAUUCAACAUUGGAAAGAUACAUUUAAAUAUACAUUUAUACACACACACACACAAUUUAUAUUGUUAUAUAUUAACUCAGUUUACUACUAGGCAGUCACCACACACAAAAGGAAACAUUUUGUAAACAAUGGACAAUUAACAUAACAACUAAGAUAAUUCUGCAAAAGAACAAUCUACAAAAAUACAAUUUUGAAGUGUAAUACGGGUAGUAUAGUAAAUGUUUUCAGCUAUGCUAGUCCACUAGGUCUAGGUUGCAAACUUUUAAUGUUUUUCAAAAGUUUUAAAGGAGAGUUUUAUGAUAUCAAACACCGGUAGAGUAAAUUGGAGGAUAUUGUAAAAUAUUCUGAUUGUUCUGAAAUAUCAUUUCAGAUUUUUUUUUCUGAAUUACUAGUAUAAGACAGAAUCUUACUAGUUUAACUUCCAAAAUAAAUGUUCAGAUCAUUGUACAAA